Molecule: messenger RNA, 627 nt
Organism: Drosophila subpulchrella
Lineage: Eukaryota; Metazoa; Arthropoda; Insecta; Diptera; Drosophilidae
Product: protein KRTCAP2 homolog
Exons: 2
Coding region: 109-534 (141 amino acids)
Source: RefSeq, a predicted model, not a curated record
UAAAAUGGAUAAUAUAGUACAAGUAUCGAUAAUAACAAACAAAUAGGUGGAAAGGUAUCGAUAUUUAACACGUACAUGAAAGACGCCGGCUGGUAGAAAAAAUAAAAUAUGUCCGCCUCGAUGAGCAGCAAGAGCACACUGGUGUCCUCCAUUAUCUCGGGACUCCUGAGCGUCGUCCUCUUCGCCACACUGCGAUUCUGCUCCGAAUGGUUCAACGACUCGCAGCUGAAGGUGCUUUUGGGCGGAUACCUCUUCUCCUGGCUGUUCAUUCUGAGCCUCACAUGCGUCUCCAACGCGGAGAUGAUCAUAUUUGGCCAAGACUUCCAGGCCAAGCUGCUGCCGGAGAUCCUCUUUUGCCUCUCACUCACGGUGGCCGCAGCGGGGAUCGUACAUCGCGUCUGCGCCACCACCAGUGUCCUGUUCUCCUUGGUGGGCCUCUACUUCCUGAACAGGAUCUCCACAAAGUACUACUCCAUCCAGGUGCCCACGGUGGAUGCAUCUGCGGCGAGGAAGGGCGGCAAGAAGUUCAAAUGAUCACGCUGAAUCUCUAGCCUGGACCAUAUGUGCUGACUAAAACAUUCGAAUAACUAUAAAACACAUUAAUAAAUAACACACUCUUAUAAUCUA